Messenger RNA from Opisthorchis viverrini, 222 nucleotides. RefSeq lists its product as hypothetical. The coding region runs from base 1 to 222 and encodes 73 amino acids. The record is from RefSeq and is a predicted model, not a curated record. Lineage: Eukaryota; Metazoa; Platyhelminthes; Trematoda; Opisthorchiida; Opisthorchiidae. The transcript is spliced from 2 exons.
AUGGUAUUCGGAGGAAGUAAACCACCCACGAUAGAUCCACUCUACAGCUACUCCAAUGGAGUUCCUCAAGGCUCCGUUGCAGCAGACAUCCCUGCAGACGAAGCCGAAACCGUGGAAUUCGUCGCACCUGAUAAGUUCAUGGUUGAUUGUGUGUACGUUGUAGCACACGUCGUACUGAUUGUCCGGCAAGGUUUCACGUUCGCCGGUGCCAUGACUGCUUGA